CUUCUGAAAGUAUGCAGGGCGCCUGCGCAAAAACCGGGCGUGUCCUUUAGGAUUUACCCAGAAGGCAGCGCUUCAUUCUAAGGUCAAAAUGGCGGGCAGGCCUGCUGUUGCAGCAUCAAGCAAGUGGCUGGAUGGUUUUAGAAAGUGGUAUUACAAUGCUGCAGGAUUCAAUAAACUGGGGUUAAUGCGAGAUGAUACCAUACAUGAAACUGAAGAUGUAAAAGAAGCUAUAAGAAGGCUUCCUGAGAACCUUUAUAAUGACAGAAUGUUUCGAAUUAAGAGAGCCCUGGACCUGACUAUGAGGCAUCAGAUUUUGCCUAAGGAUCAGUGGACAAAAUACGAGGAGGUAGAACAGGACAAAUUCUACCUUGAACCCUAUCUGAAAGAGGUUAUUCGGGAAAGAAAGGAGAGAGAAGAGUGGGCGAAGAAAUGAUCUUUUACAAAGUUACUUCAACCCGAAUAACAAUUUAAGAAUUAUUUGUUCUACCUAUGUCUUACUUUAAAUAAAUGUCUGUUGUAACCAU
Messenger RNA from Apodemus sylvaticus (European woodmouse), 524 nucleotides. RefSeq names its product cytochrome b-c1 complex subunit 7. The record is from RefSeq and is a predicted model, not a curated record. NCBI's taxonomy places the organism in Eukaryota, Metazoa, Chordata, Mammalia, Rodentia, Muridae. Gene Ontology annotation, biological process: mitochondrial electron transport, ubiquinol to cytochrome c. The transcript is spliced from 4 exons. The coding region runs from base 89 to 433 and encodes 114 amino acids.